AUGGAGAGACAAACCUCUGAAGAAGUGAAGAAGAAUAUACUUCGGGUGAAAUCUUCAAUACAGGUUGCUCGUUUGUUAGCGUUGCAAGGGCAUGCUUUUAGAGGCCAUGAUGAGUCUAUUGAGUCAACUAAUCGGGGCAACUUUAUCGAGCAUCUUCAAUUUUUAGCCGAUAACAAUGAAGAAAUAGAUAGUGUGGUAUUGGAUAAUGCUCCACUGAAUGCGAAGUACAUAUCGCCUGAGAUUCAGAAGCAAAUUCUGCAUGUCUUGGCUAAGAAGAUUGCCGAACUAGAGUCAAGGUUUAAUGAUAGAGUGGUGGAACUACUGAAGUUGAGCUCAAGUUUGGUUCCUAAAGAUGGGUAUAAGACGUUCGACAUUGCUGCUAUCUAAGCUAUCGUCUAUUUCUGA
Linum tenue is the source of this 405-nucleotide messenger RNA. The record is from the annotation of a GenBank genome assembly. Lineage: Eukaryota; Viridiplantae; Streptophyta; Magnoliopsida; Malpighiales; Linaceae.